This is a messenger RNA of Priapulus caudatus, 2906 nucleotides long. Its product is annotated as tyrosine-protein kinase JAK1-like. The record is from RefSeq and is a predicted model, not a curated record. Gene Ontology annotation, cellular component: cytosol. The coding region runs from base 147 to 2906 and encodes 919 amino acids. NCBI's taxonomy places the organism in Eukaryota, Metazoa, Priapulida, Priapulimorpha, Priapulimorphida, Priapulidae. Gene Ontology annotation, molecular function: non-membrane spanning protein tyrosine kinase activity; ATP binding; cytokine receptor binding. Gene Ontology annotation, biological process: hemopoiesis; intracellular signal transduction; cell surface receptor signaling pathway via JAK-STAT. The transcript is spliced from 19 exons.
AGCAGCAGCAGCAGCAGCAGGAGCACGGGGAGAAUGAGGAGGGCGAUGACGACGACAACACCGUCACCGUCGAUGACAUCGUCGUUGGCGUCGCACGGAAGUGCGGCGUUGGUCCCGUGGAGCGCCACCUAUUCGGCCUGUGCGUGAUGCCUUCGUCGUCGGCGGCGGUGGCAACAGCAGAGUCUACGAUCGCGUGGCUGCACCCGGGCCAUCGCGUGACAUACGCCGAGGGCGCCCCGCCGCUACGCGUCACGUUCAGGUUCUGUUACAUGGUGCCCGACCUCAACCACCAGUUCUCGUUUGACGAUGGUCACGGUGACAAGGUGCUGCGACUAAGCCGCAGCACGAUCCGCUACUUGUUCCAUCAGUGCAAGCACGACCUGACGACGGGCAAGAUACCCGCAGUGCUUCAUCUCAAGGAUGCUGUGAAAAAGUGCUUGGGUUUCGCUCUGGUCGACAUGCUGAGGAUCAUGCGACAGGAGAAGAUCGAGGGCGUCCGGCAGUUAGAGCGCAAGCACAGUUUUAAGGACAUGCUACCGGACGGAGCGCUGUCCUCCUUCAACUUGCUGGAGCGGUAUUACUAUGCCCCGAAGAGAUUUAGGAAGCAGCUGACCAUCUACAAUAAUAUCUACAAACGUCAUGAUGAGUUCUUCUGCAUGGAACUCUACAUUUCGCAGCUCCUAGGCACCUGCAAGGAGGUGGAGUACAUGCAACAGCGAUUCCCCGUCCGAGUCUCAAGGUCGGAGACGACGGUCGAGGGAGAAGUGAGGACCAUAAUGCAGCAGGCCGAGAUAAAGAUAAGUCCGUUUCACGCCGAGCAGCCCGGCGUGCGACUGAAGCUGUCCGAGAGAAAGGAAUGGGAUCACGUUUGUACGAUUGAGGAGCUGAUUUCACUUGCAUUCCACAAGGGGGCGCCAGUAGUUGUACAGUUGGACGAUGCUCAGGAGUCCCCGCCGCCUUUGCCCCCUAGACCAAUUUCCCUGCGUUCUCCACUGCCUCUCACUUCACCCUCAUUGACCUUGACGAACAACGAACUGACGCACGAAACAAACGACGACGCUGACUUCGAUCACUACAGGCGGAUGGGUGCGCCACCGGCUGCCGCGCUCGCCAACGAGUUUGUCUUUGAGCACGAAACAAGCGAGCAGACAUCGCGCGGUGGCCAGAUAGACGACGCCGUGCUGCUGCCCCCUGGUGGCAGCACGUCGAUCGUCGACAUGACGGGCUCACUCGCAACGACCACGGCGACGUCGCUCACCGACCUUGAGCCGUCGUCGCCAGAGGGCGCCUCUGGGAGCAACGAAUCGUGCGAGGACCCGUCGAGCGACACGGCGCCAGGAACGGACGAGCAGCCGGAGAACUCCGAUUCCGGGAAUGCGACGGAGCGGGAGCCGCCAGCAGGGGCCGCCACCAUCGUGAAACGAACGUGUCGCGUCGACAUCAUGCGGAAGAAUGGUCCGCCAGAGUUUCUGGAGUUUGAGUCGGAGAGCAUGGCUGAAGCAUUUGUCAUGCUACUCGACGGUUACUACCGGCUGACAGAGAAGUUCCACUUCAACCUGUGCACGGCCUUCGUGUCACCCUCACUGGAGGAGUUGAAACGCAACAAGUGCCAUGGGGCAGUCAGCAAAGGAGUUUGCAUCGGGAAGCUGAAGGAGCGAGCGCAGUGGAAGGAGGGAUGCUACUUGGUGCGCGAGAGCAGCACGCAGUACGAUCAGGUGUGCCUCGAUGUGUGUGUGCAGGACCAGGCACGGCCGACAAGCUUCACACUCCAGGUGGUGAAGAAGAAAGGUCGCUACUCUCUGAAGGACCAGGACGACGCGCUGUUCACGGACAUCAUGUCUCUCGUGCGACGCAUCGGCGACAGCCAGCAGAUCCCUCUCAGCCGGUGCAUCCACCCUCUCGAGACCGACAAGUCGAAUCUGCUGAUGUGCAGGAAGAGGAGGCAGCAGAAGGAGGAGCAGAUGGUUGCGGUGAACACUGAGUUUCUGCAGCCUCACAUCAUCCCGUCCGAGCAGCUAAGUCUUAGCGCUGGCGCUGUGAUGGCGCGCGGAACGUUCUUGGAAGUGCAUAAAGCAACGUGGGAGCUUCAAAAUAACAUGCCAGUCGCUGUUCAAUGUCUCAGGUCAGAGACAUUCACCGCAGAUUUGAUGAAGGAGUACCAGGACAGUUGCAGUCGGUUUGUGUUUCUGCGGCAGGAGAGCCUGGUGCGUGUGUACGGGGUGCAGCUGAGUCCAUUCGCUCUCAUCGUCGAACAGCUGCCGCUAGGACCCCUCGACCAGUACCUCCAAGCUCACAGGACGAAGUUGAAACCGGUAGACCUCGUGGAGGCGGCUGCGUUCCUGGCGAACGGACUCUGGUACAUGGAGGACAAGGCCGUUUGUCACGGCAACAUUAGGUGCUGUAAUGUGAUGGCAUGCCACGAUGCUACGGGAAAAUUCCGAGUCAAGCUGUCGGAUCCCGGUCUUCCUAGCACGCAUGCCGACAGGAUCCAUUGGCUUCCACCGGAGAACUUUGCGGUGAUCAACGACGCGAGGUCGUAUCGGCCGUCGCGCCGCGCUGACAUCUGGGCGUUCGGCACCACUCUGUGGGAGAUAUUUGAGUUUGGGGCGCGUCCGCGGGUCGACGAUCUAGACGCCGUCGAGUACCUCUCACAGACGCUGAGCGAUACGGAGAAGCUGGUGUACGCGUACAUGCAAGGAGCGAGGCUUCAGCAGCCAGGCGUGCUGGCCACCUUGCAGGAGGAAUGCCUCGGCAUCGAGCGAGACAUCUACAUGGGCGUCAUCAUGAGGUGCUGGGCGCGAGAGUCCGCUAACUGCGGCAGCGCGCACGAGCCUCUUCCGCGACCUGCCACACCGCCGUCGUCUUCUGCCUCGCGAAGAUUGCAUGACGUGUCUUAUCUGGAGUAG